CAUAGUGAACGUCGGAUUCAUGGAAUUUACUGAAAAUGUCUUCUAAACAUAAAGAUUUCCUUUCAUGGGAUGACGACAUAGAUUUAGAUUUGGUAUUAGGUGAUUAUACUGAUGAUGAGGCAAACAAUAAAUCGCAAGCAAGCACGAAAGAGCUGUGCUAUAUUUGUCCUGUUUGUGGCGCGGAGUAUAAAAGUGUAUCAGGAUUUCGAGGUCAUGUCAUGAAAAAACAUCAACAGAAUUUACGAGCAUCAGAUCACAAGAAAAACGACAACCAGAAGGGACAAGACAGUAAUUGGCCCAAAGAAGAAUUUACUAAGUUACAGACAAUCUUCCCUCAAGCCUUCUCAAACAGCUUAAAAAACAUCCAAACAAAUGAGCUAUACAAUAUUUUUGGAAAGUCGAUUGAGGCUGAAAUCGCCGAACAAUUAGAGAUGAACAAGGAGGUUGAGAAAUAUUUUGAAGAGAUAAUUACAAUCUGUCACAAAAACAACAACCUAUCUUCUACAGAAGAAAGGGAACUUCUCUUCAAAACAGUUCACCGUAUAAGGACUGACAAGGAAAUUGUUAGUAAAGGAGUGAUUUUGAUACAAUCAAGUGUAAAAGCACAAAGUGCAAAAGACAUAAACAACUUCCUCCAAAUUAUCAUUUUAGAAUUAAUUGCUGAAGUUAUUAAAGCAAGAAGGCAACUUGAAGAAAAAACAUCUGCAGCAAAAGUAUCUGAAAUAAGUGACUCAGACAACAAAGUCCUAUACUACAUAUCUGGGUACAUUAUCAAAUAUUUGGAAAAAAAACACUCAAAACAGAAAAAUAAACAACUAAGGGACAGAAGUCUUAAAACAGUGUCAGCAUUAACAAAUUCUUCUGGUGCAGUAUCCUUUACUGACAAAUUUUCAGUGUGGUAUGAUAAAAAGAAUCGAGGUGGACUCAAGAAGCCAUGUGAAGACUUCUUUUGCAUGAUUCGUGAAUUUGAGCGUGUUGUCAGGGAAAACCAAUACACUGAACACAACAUUGCCUCAAAAGAGGAAAUUAAGGAAAAGGUCCUUGAAGCUUUCAUGAUUCAGCACUAUGCCGACAAAUUAUUUUACUCUGAGUUGUCCUCUGAAGAGGAUGUCAGUGACAUGUGCUUUCUUGAAGACUGCCUUGAGAUUUUUUUAACAAUAAGAGGUUUUGCUAUGGCUAGGGCCAUUCAACGCACAAUAAGUAGAGGAAAGAUUUUUGACAAGUCAGCUCCAUCAAAAAGUCUCAGAGGAAGUUUGAAAAGCAUAUCAGGCGAUCAACUAAGCCGUAACUAAAUACAAUUGGUAGGUCAAUAAAGAAUAUGAACUCCUGUACAAAAUGUCACCAGGAUUUGAUGGCUUUGUAGAACUAUUACAUGUAUUUGAGUGAAACUGAAGGGCAAGAACAUUUAAUGUUUCUUGUAUUUGCUUGAAAGUAACAAUUCAAAGUUGUGUUUCCUUCAAUGUUUUUUUUCCCCUAAAUGUUGAUACAUAUGUUUCUAAUUUUAUACCAAUGAUAUGUGAAUUUUAUAUCUGGAAAUGUUACUCUUUAUUACAUCUUUAUCCUUAUAACAUAUUAUGUUCUAUACAAAUAAAAUAAUGC
Dreissena polymorpha is the source of this 1599-nucleotide messenger RNA. RefSeq lists its product as uncharacterized. The record is from RefSeq and is a predicted model, not a curated record. The coding region runs from base 36 to 1292 and encodes 418 amino acids. The transcript has 2 exons. Lineage: Eukaryota; Metazoa; Mollusca; Bivalvia; Myida; Dreissenidae.